Molecule: messenger RNA, 2841 nt
Organism: Cordyceps fumosorosea ARSEF 2679
Lineage: Eukaryota; Fungi; Ascomycota; Sordariomycetes; Hypocreales; Cordycipitaceae
Product: ankyrin repeat protein nuc-2
Exons: 5
Coding region: 1-2841 (946 amino acids)
Biological process (GO): glycerophospholipid catabolic process; proteolysis
Molecular function (GO): aspartic-type endopeptidase activity; protein binding; glycerophosphocholine phosphodiesterase activity
Source: RefSeq, a predicted model, not a curated record
AUGGCCAACGGACAGGAACGAGAGCUGGACAAGGUCAACGCCUUUUACCUGCAAAAAGAGGCAGAGCUCAAAAUUCGACUCAAAACCCUUCUCGACAAGAAAAAAGUCAUCCAAUCCCGCCAAGGCAUUUCAAGACGUUCGUCCAAGUUCACAACCUUGGAAGAGGGUUUCCAACAAUUCGCCACCGACCUGAGCAAACUGCAGCAGUUUGUCGAAAUCAACGGCACCGCCUUCUCCAAAAUCCUCAAGAAAUGGGACAAGACGUCAAAAUCGAAAACGAAGGAGUUGUACUUGUCAAGAGCUGUCGAGGUACAGCCAUUCUUCAAUGCCACCGUAAUAAGCGAGCUGUCGGAUCAAGCCACGACAAGUUUACAAGAGCUUGGCGCCUGGUCAGAUGGCAUCCAAGUCAACUUUCAGACCUCUGGCCAUGUCGUCACAAGCCAGCAUUUUAUGGGCACUGACGAGGGCGACGCCGACACCCUCCUUCUCGAGACUGUCAUUACUGGCAAUGUGGACAACCUAAAGGAGCUCCUGACCAAGAUGCAGUCAGCAUCCAGCGCCGAGGAGGGCCAUAACCUGCUGGUGGACAGGGUAACUCGCACAUUCCUUGGUGCUGUUCAUGAGGCUCCUCGUGAUUCGCUUCAAACGCUGCUGGAUACUGGUCUUGUCGACCUACAUUCAUAUGACGACAUCAACGAGCGGAAUUGCCUGCAUCAAGCCACAAUUUACGGCAAGGAAUACGUGCUUGAAUGGGGGUUGAAGGCCGGUGUCCCCGUUGACCGAACCGAUGUAUACGGCCGUGUUCCCGCGCACUAUGCUAGUUUGCACGGUCGGCUCCGCAUGUUGGAAGCUCUUCUCGAUGCGAACAUCAAAACAAUUGACCUCAUUGACCACGACAACUUUACCCCCCUCAUACACGCCAUUAUUCACGGACACCUCGAGUGCGUCAAGCUUUUACUCGCCAAGUCUGCUCGCAUCGACCCCGUUUCUGACGCUGACCACGUGCCGCUGAACCUGGCCUGUGAGCACGGCUCCGGACCUGUCGUUGAGUUGCUACUCCAGCACGGGGCGAAUAUUCUCCCCGACGCAGAAGGACUCUACCCUCAACAUCUGGUUGCUCGCUCAGGCCAAUCGCCUGACCUCUUGUUGCUACUCAAGCAAUUUGGGGCGGACCUGGAUCAGAUUGACAAGCUCUACGGAUGGACUCCUCUGGUGCAUGCUGCCAGCGAAGGUAGCGUGGAAUGUCUUCAAGCACUCCUCAAGAUUGGCGCAGAUGCCAGCAUUGUGGAUGAGAAGGAUCUCCCCGCUAUGUACUACGCGGCUUGGGAGGGCCAUUUGGCUUGCAUGAAGCUCCUCACCCCGUUCAACAACCGGCCUCGGGCCAGCCCCUUGGUCGCACAGCCGUCACUGGGACCCAUGGGCAGUAGCAGUGCUCCUCAACCAAUGGCUCUGGAUCCUGAUGCCAUUCCUAUUCUGGAACUGCCGCCACCGAUCAUUCCACUGCGACGAUACGGACAUAACUUCCUUGAUACCAAGACUGUGGUUCAAAUCAGUUUCGAGGAUGCUAGUGAACAGCCUCUCGUCUUCUUCCAAGAUGGAAAGUACCCGGCUGCUCGACUUACUAUUUCGUCCAAAAACUCCGAACUCAUCCCCAAGAACAUUAUCCUGCCCAUCCAAGAAGAUACCCGCAUAGUUUCUUUCCAAGUGGACAACCUCGAUACCUUCUCUCUCGAUUUUGACGUGUUUCCUACGUACGGGGCCAAAAUCAUCGCCAAGACUGUUGCGUUGUCGAGCACGUUCAAGAACCCCCAGGGAAGCACGGCUUGCUGUCUGCCGCUGUUUGACCCCCGUCUUCGGGCGAUCGGCCAAAUUAGCUUCAACACGCAGGUCAUCAAGCCGUUCAAAGGCCAGCCUCUGGAAAUCACUGACUUUGAAACCUACUGGAAGGCCACUAGCCAGUUCAACCAGCCCACCAAUGCUGUUGUAACCGGGUCAAGUCUCUCUGGCGAUUAUGUUCGACUAUUUGUGCAAUAUACGAGCGAUGGAAUUCCUGUGAUUUGGCCGCAGUGGACUAUCGACUGUGGUUGUCUUGACAUUCCCGUCUGUCGCCUGACUCUUGCCCAAUUCAAGACCACAACAGCGCGGAGUGCUAGCCGAUCUGAUCUUUCUAGCUUGCCCGACAAGAAGGUUGAGAACAUUGCCGAGAUUUACCACGUGCUGGCAACGGCUGGUGUCACACUCAAGGAGGCGCUCGUCAUCCUGCCACAGAGUGUACACGCCAACCUUCAGAUUCUCUACCCGACGGCUGAGGAGGAAAGAGCCCUUGCUCUGGGUCCUGUCCUGGAAGUCAACGAGUACGUGGACGCCAUUCUGACUGUGGUGUUUGACCACGCAAGAGCCCAGCGUGCGCAGUCGCACUCGUCGCAGGUCGUGCGCUCCAUUGUCUUCAGCAGCUACAAUGCAAGCCUCUGCACGACCUUGAACUGGAAGCAGCCCAACUUUCCUGUUUUCCUGUGCAAUGACCUCGGCCGAGAAGAGGUCGGGUCGCUGUCACCAGCGGCGAAUGUGCAGGGACGACGCAGCACAUCGGUCAAGGAAGCGGUCAGAAUUGCCCAGAGUAACAACUUUAUGGGUCUAAUAUGCUACUCGCGCCUUUUGGACUCGGUACCCGCGCUCGUGGAUGCUGUCAAGUCGCAUGGUCUUGCGCUUGUCAUGGACAAAUCGACUGACUCGCCCGACACGAGCCCACUGACGGAUCCUUUCCCACGACCACCCAAGGGUGUAGAUGGCGUCUUGAAAAACCACGGCUUGUUACGGUUUACAGAUUCGAUCGACAUGUAA